Messenger RNA from Rhopilema esculentum, 3105 nucleotides. RefSeq names its product zinc finger protein 862. The record is from RefSeq and is a predicted model, not a curated record. Gene Ontology annotation, molecular function: protein dimerization activity. NCBI's taxonomy places the organism in Eukaryota, Metazoa, Cnidaria, Scyphozoa, Rhizostomeae, Rhizostomatidae.
AUAAAAGGCAGGGGCGGCGCGCAAUGGUAUAAACUGUAUGAGCCUCAUACCAUUUUAUUUCCAAAAAAACCUUUAAAUUCAUCGGCUCGUUCGCCCGUUUUGUACUGCAUUUGAGGCAGUAGCGGAGGCGCAUUGCGUGUUCAAUAUUUAUUCAAAUGUUAACAUCAACGAAAGUUUGUGUUUGACUUGUUCCGACAAAAGACUGUUAAUUGCCUUCUAAUCCGUUAAUGAAUCAUAUUCUAUAGUACCGUUGAUAGCAAUUGAAUCUCGAGGGCAGUUAUGGCCAUGGUAUUAGUUUCUCACUUCUCAUACCGUGAUGUCAUUAAACUUUUGUCUAAGUGGCCCUGCCCUACGUCGGGGCCUUUUGUCAUCCUCACAUUAAACAAAGCGACUUGUACAUCAUGGUAUAAACUUUGGAUUUCUCAUACCGUGGCCAGUCUAACCAUUUUAUUUCAACACAACGCUAAUCUUUCCCUUGCUCGCAUCAAUAUACUGUGUCUUAACAAUAUGGAUCGGGUCUUAGGAAGUGAGUACCGUUGGGGAGUUUCAAAUAUUUUCUCAAUUUUGUCAACUCAAAGAAGUUUAACUCACGAACAGCGGCUUCGCCUAAAAACAGACGGAAGACCAUGUCCAAAAGUUACCGUGAAAUACGUAUCGAGUGACACUGCAUAUCAGAAAUUUCCGUGGAUUUGUGGAGACGUAGAGAGGAAUACCUACUUUUGUUGGCCAUGUCUCGUCAUGGGUGAAUUAUCAAAGAUGCAAGGUGUUUCCUUUGUGAAAGAGUCUGGAUUUGUAUCAGCUGGUCAAAAUCUUUCAAAUCUCGCUAAGCGUCACGAGAAGUCUAAGAUGCACACAGUCAACUACACUGCUUACCAGCUCUUGGGUAAUGUCGACGUAGCAUGUGCUUUGGAUGAAGCAAGGCAACGGGAUGUCGUACGACACAAUCACAGUGCUACACGUCUUUCAAAGAUGCUAUAUCAUCAUAUUGAUAUUGCUGUUUUAUUAGCUGCUCAGGGCCUUGCAUUUCGUGCUCACGAUGAAUCUAAAUUAUCAUCAAACAGAGGAAAUUUUUUAGAGCUCUUGGAAUUACUUGGAGCUUACAGCCACGAACUUCGUUUAUUCUUAGACAAAGACCACAUUACAUACACAUCCCAUGAACCACAAAAUGAGCUGAUAGAAUGUAUUUUUAAAGAAGUUCAACAGGAGAUCCAAAAACGCAUCGACAGCUCAAAAUAUGUCGCCGUGAUGAUGGAUGACACAACUGACAUUAGCAAUGUCGAGCAAUCUGCGGUAUCUGUGCGGCUUGUUCAUAACGGUGAAGUUGAAGAGCAUAUGCUAGGCAUGAUCGAUGCUUCCAAUGAUCAGUCAGCCGAUGCUCUUGCCAAAAUUAUGAUGUCGACGUUGGAAAAAUACAAUUUGGAGCCAGCGACAAGUAAAUAUAAGCUCAUUGGUCAGUCGUACGAUGGGGCCCCUACAAUGAGCGGGCAACUUAACGGUGUCCAAAAGCAAAUACAGCAACAUUACCCAGCAGCCUAUUAUAAUCACUGCGUUGCUCAUAGGUUAUCCCUUUGCGCAGCACAGUCCGCGAUGAAAAUCGCAAAAGUUGCCAAGUUUUUUGGCACAGCCGACAAGCUUGUUGGCUUUUUCAGAAGCAGUCCGAAGCGCACAAGACUUGUCGGGCUUAAUCUUCCAAAACCUGGAGAUACACGGUGGCUGUCACGUGAUACUGCAACAAGUGUCAUUGACAUCCACUACGAAACGAUAGGGCAGUCCUAUAUGAAAUUUCAAGAAGUAGAAGCAAGAAAGCCGACACACAAAGUACAGCCAGGGGCCUUUGCAUUCAAAUGCAACAAGUCGAAUUCGUCUUUCUGCUCAAGCUUUACCGAAAGAUAUUUGAGCAAUGCACGCCAGUCAUGACCAUCAUGCAGAAGCCAACGCUAGAUGCCGUACAGCUAAGAUCGAUGGUUGAUGACUUUCAACGUUCACUUGUUUCUUUAAAUCUCGACCAAGUAUGGGAAGAGACAAUCCAGGCUGACCCAGAUUUUCCAGUUAUGCGUGAGAGAACUGGGUGGAGGGGAAUAGAGAAUGGAAAUGAUGGCUCGCAAGAAAGCUGGAAGGCUUCAUUACAAACCCUUGCAUUGACCAUCACAGCGAAGUUUUCGGAGCAGCUGAGCUGGCGUUUUGGAAACCUUGAAAAAUUCAGAUGGAUGGAUCUCAUCCAUCCAACAAAAUUCAGCGAAAGAAGAAACGCGACAGCUAAUGAGCAAAAAGCUUUGAUUGUAGAGCUGCACAAAUUGUACCCAUUUGCAGUUCAAGAUGUGAUAGCAACAGAAAAUAAUCUGUCUGUCCUUUAUAACAGCAGUGAGAUAUCACUCCUUUUGCAGAAAGUUGUCCGAGAACGGGAUACAAUCCAUGCAGCUAAAAAGGAACGCCAAGCACGGCUGCAACAAAAAGUCGAAGAGGCUAGCGACAAAACAGUCGAAAAAAGAUCUAACGUGGGUGAAUCCAUUGGUGCAAUUGAUGUAGAGGAAAGUGACGAAUUUGAAUUGGAACCAAAUUUGGAAAUAGAAAUUGAUUCUGUAAAAGAGGGCUCACCAAGUAUUCAAGAUCUCUUAUCUGUUAUCAAGAAGGCAACACUUGAGGAGGCUCUUCCUCAGGCAAUGGCACUGCUAGAGCUUGCAGCUACAACUCCACUUACCAGUGUCCAUUGCGAGAGGAUUUUUAGUCGAAUGAAGCGAGUUGUAGCACCUUCAAGGUCAAGCAUGCAACAAAAAAGAAAAGAAAUGCUUGUUAUUUUGCAAGUAGAGCACAAGCUUUUACGGUGGCUCACCAGACAGCCUUUUUUUAAAGACAAUGUUGUUGCUAGAUUUAAAUCGUUCAACCGGCGUAGAUUCGAAAGAUUUUCAAAAAAAUAAAAAGGAAGCUUAUUAUUUAGCAUUUAAAAUAUUAUAUGAAAUAUUAUAGCCUGUAUUUUAAGUAGUUUAUCCUUUCAUAGACAUGAGGUAGAAAUCAUUUUCUCAUCGGGGUAAUUUCUGAAUUUGUAAGCUGUUUCAAAAUCAAUUUUUGUAUAGACCAAAUUAAUAGAGUGCUUCCCAUGCAAUGUGU